CCCAGCCCCUUUGCUGUCAUUUGUGCCGCGACUCGGCAGGACUCCAAAGUGUAACGAAAUGGUCAAAAUUCAAGAUGAAUUGCGUGGAUGGUAGACUUGCAAGCAAGUGCGUAGAAUGUGUGUACGAAGAGCUACGUCAGACCCGAGGACUCAGCGAUGCACUGAUAGUAGUCGACCAUGUGGAGUUUCACGUCCACAAGAUCAUCAUGUGCAAUUGCAGCCCGUACUUUGGGGCCCUCUUUCUACGUUGGUCCACCCCAGACCAGAAGGUCUAUGCCAUACAAGGUCUUACAGCUCACUUAAUGAAUCUCUUUAUUGAUUUUGCAUACACGGGCUGCGUGUCGGUGACAGAGGACAAUGUCAAGGACUUGUUAAUAGCCGCCGACAAGUUCAACGUCAUAGGUGUGGUGGAAAUCUGCUGCCAGUUUCUAACGGAGCAGCUGUGUCCAGAGAACUGCAUCGGCAUCUGGCAGUUCACCAGGAACUGUCACACCCCGCAGCUGCAGACCAAUGCCUACCAAUAUAUUUUAUACCACUUUGAGGAGGUGGCUACCACGGACGAGUUGCGGCAACUCUCAAUGCAGGAUUUGAGCGAUAUGCUCGACAGAGAUGACCUGAUCGUGAAAAAGGAGAACAUCGUUUACGAGGCCAUCUUACACUGGAUUGCUCAAGAGCCUUGGGAGCGGAGCAGAAACAUGCCGAUGCUCCUGGCCAAGGUCCGUCUCGCACUGACCAGUCAGGAGUACAUAGCCAUCAACGUGCUGACUAACCAACUGGUGCAGAACAGCCGUGAAUGCCUGGAGAUGGUCCACUUCGCGUCACGUGUGAUUAGUCACAUGGCGAGUAGCUCCGUAUCCGCUUACUGCAACUUGGUGGCCCGUCCUCGCCUGCCUUCUGCUAUUCUGCUAGCCAUCGGGGGCUGGAGCGGCCCGAGCGCCACCGAGUGCAUCGAGGUCUAUGACGUCCACGCCAACUGUUGGGACUACCUCUUUGACAAUAUGGACCAACCCCGAGCGUACUGCGGCGCCAUCUUUCUCAAUGACGCCAUCUACUGCCUUGGCGGCUUUGACGGCACGGAACACUACAACACCGUCAGCCGCUUUGACCUGAAAACGCGCACCUGGCAAGAAGUGGCACCCAUGCACUCGCGCCGAUGCUACGUGAGCGUCACCGUGCUAAACGGGUGCAUCUUUGCGUUAGGGGGUUAUGACGGACAUGUAAGACUUAAGACAGCCGAGUACUACAGGCCUGAAACCAACCAGUGGACCCUUAUUACCAGUAUGCACGAACAGAGGAGCGAUGCCAGCUGCACCACACUUAAUGACAAGAUUUACAUUUGCGGUGGCUUUAAUGGAAACGAACCCUUGCAAACGGCAGAAUAUUACAGUCCAGAGACCAACGAGUGGACAGCGAUGGCUCCAAUGAGCAGCCGUCGCAGUGGUGUCGGAGUCAUUGGCUUUGCUGACCAUGUUUACGCAGUUGGAGGCUACGAUGGCGAAGUCCGUCUGACCAGCGCAGAGGCCUACAACCCUCGAACUAACAACUGGAUCGUGUUGCCCCCCAUGCAAUGCCCCCGAAGCAACUUUGGCAUCGAAGUAGUGGAGGACUGUCUCAUUGUCGCCGGGGGUUACAACGGCGUCUCCACCACUAGCCACGUGGAAUACUACGACCUGACGACCGGUCUCUGGUCUCCAUCAAGCGACAUGUGUAUUUCCCGUAGCGGUCUCACUUGUUGCGUGAUGACUGGACUCUGCAACAUGACCCAAUGUGCUAUCAUUCGAAACGAUCUACCGUUGCUCUUCCUGGAAGACGAUAUGACACAAAUGGACGAUGAUGUUUAAACAGAACACAUGUCGACUGCCCUGAGAAGUCAACUGAAAAGGUUUUCACAACCAAGAGGAAAAAAUUCAAUAAAAGAGAAAAAAAGCCAUUACUACAAAAGAUGCGGAUUUUUUUUGUUUUUAUUAUUAUUUUUCUCAGACAAGAAGAAUUUAGAUCUAUCUCAUCUAGGGGUCUGUAAAAUAUUUCCAAUCUAUUUUUUCUCACCUCUUAACUAAGGAAUUUAAGCCAAAACUUGGUGACAACCAUUCAUGCUUCGUGGGGUGGAGGGACAAAUAAAGUGAGACAAGGAAAUAUCUUAACUGUUGGGUGC
Syngnathus acus (greater pipefish) is the source of this 2152-nucleotide messenger RNA. RefSeq names its product kelch-like protein 10. Bases 75 to 1841 code for a protein of 588 amino acids. The record is from RefSeq and is a predicted model, not a curated record. The transcript is spliced from 5 exons. Gene Ontology annotation, molecular function: protein binding. Lineage: Eukaryota; Metazoa; Chordata; Actinopteri; Syngnathiformes; Syngnathidae.